GAACACAUCGCGGGAUACGAGCCAAUCAACCGCCGCGCUUAUUCCAGUUCUAUGAUACGAACGAAACCGGCAGCACCCUGCUUCACCUUCACCGCAGGAGUCAGGACGGCAUCAGAACAGCAUCCGAGCUGCACCGACAGCCUGCUUACACACCGCCCGCCAGCCUCAGUGUAGUUCCCUAAUGGCAACGGAGGACAAAGGAAAAACGGCGGCGCCUUUCCCGGAAACGGGAUCCCUCUCAGCAACGCACAGCAAUCUGAACAAUAAUAACAACAACAAUAAUAAAAACAAAGACAACGAGGGAAGCGAAGGAGCCACAACAGCCACAUCUGCUGCUGUUGAAUCCGGCGGGCCUGAAAAUAUCAUAGGAAACGGUUCAGCUGUUAAUAUUACCGGAGGCAAUAACGGCAAAUGGGUCCGUCUCAACGUCGGGGGGACGGUGUUUCUAACGACACGACAAACGCUGCUGAAGGAGCAGACUUCAUUUCUGUACCGACUGUGUCAGCAGCAGGAUUUACAUUCAGACACGGAUGAAACUGGUGCUUAUGUGAUUGACCGAGACCCAACCUAUUUUGGGCCCAUCCUCAACUAUCUGCGACAUGGGAAGCUGGUUUAUAACAAGGAGCUGGCAGAAGAAGGUGUCUUGGAGGAGGCAGAAUUCUACAACAUCACACCGCUGAUUAAAUUAAUCAAAGAGAGGAUUCUUGAGCGAGACUCCAAGGCCACACAGCAGGUACCACCAAAGCACGUGUACCGGGUGUUGCAGUGUCAGGAAGAGGAGCUGACCCAGAUGGUUUCCACCAUGUCGGACGGCUGGAAGUUUGAGCAGGUCAGCGUGCGCGCCUGCCGAAAACCCCGCCCCGGACUGCUCUGGACUAUGGUGAACAUUGGCUCAUCUUACAGCUAUGGAACAGAGGACCAGGCUGAAUUUCUCUGUGUGGUGUCAAAAGAGCUGCAUACCUCGGGUGGAGGUUUGGGGACAGAGCAGAGCCACAAGACUAAGACCUCGGACACACAGGAGGAAGAUGGAGCGAGGGAGGAAGAGGAGGAGGAGGCAGUGGGAGAGAGAAAUGCCACCCCCAAUGAGUGGAUUAGAGAUUAGCAGAAACUUGUGUCAAAGGAAUUGCUGUUCCAGAUCCAUGGGUCCCGGAUGUAGGAUACAAAGAAUUUUAUUUUUCUAGAUCUCCAUUUCAUCAUGUGUUCAUGAUGCAGUUUUUAUAACCAUACUUUUUUAGAUUUGUUGACUUGAACAACGGGUAUUAGCGGGAGACAAGAACUUCACAUCCAGCAGCAAAAAAUGUCAUUGUUUUAAAUUGAAAUGUUUCUGAAAACAAAAGUCACCUAAGGUAUUAAAGAAAGACUUACAGCUACUAUCUUAGUACAUGACCCGUUACCAAAGAGUGCAACGUAGUUAUGGGAUCCAACUUCAGUAAAUAUAAUGCAUUUAAACAAAAAGUAAAGAAUUAAGUCUGGUUUAGUCAGGAAAUACAUUGUCAUCAAUGAUGGAAAUACUGUGUGGAUAUGAGAAAGUAAUCACUUUUUUAGUAUUUAGAGUUUAGGUUUUGCACAUAUUGCAGAAGAAGAGUGGCUCUGCUACAUGAAUAGGUCACGUCCUGUUCCAUUUAGCAUCAGCUGUGGGUAAAGUGCCAGCACUGUCAACCUGGCAGACCACCAGCAGUGCACUUCAGACCCAUUUACAGUCUGCGGCAGUUCAUUUUGAUAGUCGUUGGCGCCAGCUAGAAGGUCAGGGUAUCAUUAAAGGUCACUGGGAUAUUGCGGUUCUGGUCAUGUUUGAAUACUGUAUAUGGAUUCUUAAUAGGUCCUGGUUUCAGUUUAUUUAAAAUGAAGUUCAGAUAAUGUGCUGGAAUAUGAUACUGUCACUUGCUAAUGUGUUUUGUGUGAAGGCUAGGUUUCUUCCAAAGGAACAGUCAAAAUCGUUCAAAUAAACAUGCUUCAAUUCAACAAAUGAUCAAGCACCUUUUGCUCCCUUUAGCUUACAGCUGUGGGCUGUUUGCAUGCCUAAGCUUCUUUAUUAUUAAAUAUGCUUAAUUUUCUUGCACAAAUUUGCAAAUAUACAGUGCCCCCAAAAUAUGUUUGGACACUUAAGCCACAGUUAAACAUGGAGGAACAUUGUAAUGGAUGAUUCCAUUAUAUAGCAAACCAAGUUGCUGAUAGAACAAGCACAAUCCUUUAGCAAAACAUAACCAUGUGAAACUGGUUUCAAAUAUCGUAUAUCAGGGCUCCAGAAAAAAACAAAAAAACAAAACAAUUAAGGAGCUAUUGAUGUUGUACUGUGAUAAAGCAAUAAGCCCCAAGAACCUGUGGUUUACAGUGAAUUCAUAACAGCGGAGGAGCAUUGUUAGGUACGAGUGCCUAAAGCCCCCUUUAGCUGUUAUAAAUUCUCUGUAAAUCACAAUUUGUUUUACCGCUGUAAAAACUUCACGGGCUCAUUGCUUUUAGAAAAUGGUUAUUCCAUAUAUGUAACAAGGUUUCAUAAAAUAAAACAAAGCUAAUACAAUGUAAUGAUAUUAAUAAAAAAUAUUCUUCCACCAAACAGUGUAGUUCCUCAGAAACUGUUGUGGUUACAGUAAAGUGGUUCCCGAGCAACACACCAAAACAAAUAGGUGAAUGCCUGUUGACUAGAGUAAUUUACAAAAGCUUUGAAAGUGGCUCAACUAAUCAGAAUCAAGGACCAGAACUAUCAGUUUUAUUAGCUAUCUUUUAAAAUAGCCUACCUUUUGUACUAUAGUAAUGAAGCAAAAGAUAUGAUGGUUUCGUGUGCCGCUUGAACUAAGGCACUAAAGCGAUUGCUUAUGCUGCAUUAAAUGUAUACUACAUUUUGGAGAAUAUGAGCUGAACGCUGGCUGCUUACGCUCUUCUGUGUCAGCCACACCACAAAGAUAAGCAGUUUUCUUUCAAAUCAAAGUGUAAAUACAAGUACUGCUACUGUGCUGCUAACACAGAAGAGCGUACACAGCCAGCGUUCAGCUCAUAUUCUCCAAUGGCGCUACGUUGAGGUGGUGAUAAGCUGACUACAUUUUUGGUCUCAGUCUGGAGCCCUAUAAAUAAAUAAAUAUAUAUAUAUACACACACACACAAUGUAUAUAUGCUAAAAAUAGCUUUGAGACCAGUUUAAAUGUUUUUUUCUGAGAAAGGGUCAUGCUUCAUUUGUUUGCAGAUUCCACUUGGUUUGAUAUUUCCAAUUUAAUGCAUUAAAAUUAAUUUUUAAAUGUGAUUUAAGUGUUUAGAAACUAAAUUUGGAUGGUUAAAAGGAUUUUUUCCCCCAUGUUUGAUUAUGGCAUUAUCAUUGUCUUUUUUUUAAACAUUUAAUUUGUUUGUAAUCGCAACAAGACCUAUUAUUAUUAUUAUUAUUAUUAUUAUUAUAACUGCAUUUAUACAGAGGAAAGAGGUGUUUGCAAACACAUUUUGUAGCUCUGUGCAUUACUGGGUCAAUUCGUUCUUAUUCUGUCCCCAUUUCCUAGCACUGUGUUCCAGAACUGUGAGCAGAAUUGUUUCUAGACACAGAAUAGUGAGGAGAUGAGAUGUUAAACUCGAACUGUUUAGACUGAUGUGUCAGUGCUGUACACUAUAGUAAUAUCUUUACAACUGAACUGGUGGCUUGAACAAAUGUUAUCACUGCAUUGAAUUUCAGAAGUAUGUUUUAUUUUUCACGUUUAUUUUGUAUAUGUUAAUAGCAUCCUUUUAUAUGGCCUUUUUUAUAAUCAUACUUUGCCAUUCAUCUGUAUUUAUUUUAGUCUAAUAAUUGUCAGAUUAUGUUUCUUUGUCAGGGCACAGGUAAUGUUAUGGUUUAUAUUGAAUUUUAUUCUGUAGACACAAUGCUAAUUUAAUUUUUUUAAUGCCUUUGUUACAUAUAUUAUACCAUAAUUCCUCUCUGAGCUCUCACAUUAUAUUUAUUUAUUAAAUAUGGGAUGAGCUUAUUAAUUAAUUUUUAUUGGUGUUAAAAUGAAUUGAGUUUUAUUUCAUUUUUUUCUUUAUACGUACACUUUAGAUGUAUAAUUAUGAACUGUAAUUCAUACAUAUUGCAUAAUUCAUAAGUUUUGAUUAGCAUUGAAAGCACAUCUGUCUGUUUAAAUGAACCCUCAAUUGAAGAAAAUGUUUAGUGAUAAUUACUAAUGGCUUUCUAAACUUGGAACCAGGAGAAAGACCCUUAGUACUGUAGUGUAUGUAUGCCAAAGAAAAUUAGAUUAAUGUUUGUCUCUUCAACUAAAAGAAUAUCUUUUAGCCCAGAAAACAAUCAUGAAUUAGAUGUCCAAACAGCAUUGUUGUGUAAAUAGUUAUCAAAAUGAUUGAAAUAAAGUUUAGAGUUUCUUUUUCAAAAAACAUUUCAGCUGUGUCUGAAGCGUUAAUCCAGUUUAUUAUAAUAUUUACAUGAAAAUGAAAUAUCUCAUGUAUGAAACAUACUGUUACACUCACAUGCUCCAUGCACAGUUUAAUAUCGCCACACGGUUAAACGUAUUAAUGCAAUUGCAUUUGAAGUUUAGCUUAUUGCUGUCAGAUCAGUUUAAGAAAGACAAGUUUUUUGGAAA
Carassius gibelio (silver crucian carp) is the source of this 4547-nucleotide messenger RNA. It is a transcript of the gene kctd17, whose product is annotated as potassium channel tetramerization domain containing 17. Gene Ontology annotation, biological process: proteasome-mediated ubiquitin-dependent protein catabolic process; protein homooligomerization. Gene Ontology annotation, molecular function: cullin family protein binding. Gene Ontology annotation, cellular component: cytoplasm; Cul3-RING ubiquitin ligase complex. The transcript is spliced from 7 exons. Bases 182 to 1102 code for a protein of 306 amino acids. The record is from RefSeq and is a predicted model, not a curated record. Lineage: Eukaryota; Metazoa; Chordata; Actinopteri; Cypriniformes; Cyprinidae.